AUGGCGCCCAACAGCCGGCGCACAAACCGGGACCAUAUGUCCGCAAAGACUGGAAGCUCCCCCAAAAGCCCUGCAGGCCGCACCACGAAGCCCAGGACCCGUCGCGCCAGUGCGCCAUCUCCAUCUCUCUCCCCGGAGCCUGAAAGCUCGUCGGCGCCUCUCAAGCGGAUUAAUGCGUCCAAGGCCCGUCGGAGCCUUAAGGAUCGCGCGUCAUGUCCAGAGGACAACGAGACCAUGGAGGACAGUAGUGCGAGCUCCAUUUCGGGGAUAAUGCAGUCACCAGCCUACUUCCAGAACCUGAGACUUGACGAGAACAAUCGUCUGGUGGACAGCCCAGCCCUUCCGGCUCAUCAUCAUAACGAUCCCCAAGAUUCCAACGCAGUGCGCCAACACAUCGCACAGCGGCACGUGGGGCUGGCACCUGGCGUGUAUGAGGGUAGGCCCGUGAAUCCCGCAGGUGGACCCGACAUGGGGUUUCCUCAUGAUGCUAUCAGGUCUAAUUUCCCUACCGGGCCUGCUCCCCACGAGCACCAGGAUACCAAGGGGAUGCAAUCUGCUCCAGCGGCGUAUCAGGCGGCCCCCAACAUCCCUCCGGAGUAUAGGGCGGUGAAUUAUUGGCAGGGUCCCCCUGCCUUUGGGCAUCCCGGCAUGUACGGGAUGCAACACCCCAUCCCAGGGCCCUGGAUGAACUUCCCGUUCGGAUAUCAUGACCCGAGACUUCCCCUUUGGGGUGGGUAUAACAUGCCGGGCUUCGCUGCACCCGGUGGCGGGUUUCCCGGGAACCAAUGGGCUCAUCCUCCACCACCAAGUACCUAUGAGGGUCCAGUCUCCGGCUUGAGAGAUCUUCCCAGAAACCUGCCCUUUCAUCCGCUGGACCUUGCGGUGUAUGAAGGGCAAGUGGCCGGCAGGGUCGACGGAUUUCCUGGACCGCCGCAUCAUCCCGCUAAUACUUCUUUCCAUCAGCAGGUCCCAGUGGCCGGUCGGGUCGACGGAUUUCCCGGACAGCAGGAUCAUCCCCCCAGUCUUAUCCAUGAUGAGGCCCGAGUGGCUGGUAGCGUCGACAAAUCCCCCGCACAGCGGGACUAUUCCCCCAAGACCCCUUCUUAUGAGGGCGGACAAGAGGCCGGCAUGGUGGAGGCUCCGAGGUCUCCGAGCUAUCCUUCUUUGCCGUAUCCGCAGGAGCGCGAAAUGGAGAGCACUGUUGACGGAUCCCUUGGUGAUGACACAGACCUUAGCGAUGCGUCUUUCCACGAGAAUCAGGAGACCAGUGGGGUGGUGGCAUCUCCUAAGACUCCACCUUUUUCUUCUAUACUGGACCUCGACGAGCCCCCAAUGGCCAGCAUAGUAUACGAAUUCCUCGGUGACGACACAGAUAUUCCCGAUGCCUCUUUGCACCAGAACCAGGAGAACAGCGGGGUAGACGGAUCUCCUAGGGCUCCAUUCUCUCCCGACCUGUCUCCAAUUCCCGAGGAAGAGGAGAACAUGGUGGAGGAGGAGCCUUCCUGCGACCAGACGGACUCUGUUGAUACUUCAUUUUGUGAUGUUGAGGAGGCCAGUACGGUCGAUGAAUCCCCCAGCGAGUCCGAUACGGAAAAUACGCGUGUCACACCCAAUGUCCUCUUGCCUGGACCCAUCCGGCACUUUGCGCGGAAAAAUGGUAAUGUGCAGUUGGGGACCAAGCGUCCCCGGGAGGAGACCCCUUCGGAUGAAUCUUCGGGGAGUGAGUUCAUCGAAGAAAGCGAAGAAUCCGAAGAGAGCGCAGUGGAAGAGAGUGGGUCUGAAGAAUUGCCCCUACGAAAGAACAGAAAAGAUACCACCCGGAGAAUGAAGGGUAAAGGAAAGAAGCCCACAAAACUCCCCAAGUUAUCCAAACAAUCCAAUUCGGCCAAAUAUUUCAAGUCAUUCAAGCCCACCAGGAAGAACAGACACGUCGAAUACGCGCAGGAUACCGAGGAACAAGGAGACAGAGAGGACCUUUCUUCUUCUUACUUUAGCAACUUUAGCAUACCCGAGAACAAAAUUCAAAAUAACUUCCCGCUGUAG
Molecule: messenger RNA, 2043 nt
Organism: Aspergillus heteromorphus CBS 117.55
Lineage: Eukaryota; Fungi; Ascomycota; Eurotiomycetes; Eurotiales; Aspergillaceae
Exons: 3
Coding region: 1-2043 (680 amino acids)
Source: RefSeq, a predicted model, not a curated record